Messenger RNA from Chenopodium quinoa (quinoa), 1165 nucleotides. RefSeq names its product wall-associated receptor kinase 4-like. NCBI's taxonomy places the organism in Eukaryota, Viridiplantae, Streptophyta, Magnoliopsida, Caryophyllales, Amaranthaceae. The coding region runs from base 160 to 1140 and encodes 326 amino acids. The transcript has 2 exons. The record is from RefSeq and is a predicted model, not a curated record.
UUGUUAUGCACGCAAUAAUGUACACAAUUUCAUCCAUAGACGAAUUAAAAAUAUUUCCGUCAACUAAACAGUAGAAUUUCCCAUCAACAAAUCCAAUUUUGCUAAUUAACUCUAGUAUUCCAACUAGUAAGCAACAUUAGUUAGCCCAAACAAAGAACCAUGCAUGCUAUAACUUUCACAAUUGCAGUUUUACUGCUCUCUUCUAUUAUCCCAGCAAACUCGAUAGAACCAAUGACCAUGUUCACUGCCCCGAAGAUCACGCAACCCGGCUGCCCUCGCAAAUGCGGCAACCUUACCGUCCCCUACCCAUUCGGGGUUGGCUUGGGAGGCAAUUGCUCAAGAGGCUUGUGGUACGACGUCUUUUGCAUGACGUCUUACGAUCCUCCGAAAGCAUUCCUUAUACCAGCCGAAGAUACACUUAAAAAAGGAAUAGAGAUCCUCGAUAUAUCUGAAACUCAUAUCCGUCUUAAAAAUCAAAUUGGUUACAUUUGCUUCAAUUCAACAAACGUUAUAUCACCUAGAUUUGCCGAUAUGAUUAAUUUCGUGCUCCUCACCAAGGCCUCUCCCUACAGUGUGUCAGGCACAACUAACAAAUUCUUCGCUGUGGGGUGCAACGACUACUUUACUGUGUCUGGGUCAAUAACCAAUGAUCCUUCCUUCUUCAUAAUCUCCGGUGAUGGAGGCAAAUCAUGCCGAACCAAGUGCAGCACCGGUGCCAAGGAUGUCGUAGCAGGCGAAUGCAAUGGCAUAGGGUGUUGUCAAUCCACAAUACCCAACGGAAUAAGAUCUUAUGAAAUGCACGAGUAUAAUAGUAAUCAUACGAAUAUUUCGUCUUAUAACCCUUGUGGAUAUUCAUUUGUGGCAGACCAUGAAAGCUUCAAAUUUCGCGGGCUUCCAGAUCUUGAUGACCCAAACUUUAUCAACAGAACAAUGUAUGACGCUCCUUUGGUUCUAGAUUGGGCCAUAUCUAAUGUUACGUGCGCCAAUGCUCGACGUAAUCGUGACACUUACGAAUGUAAAGGGAACACUAGUUGUGUCAAUGCCGACGAUAGUGGCAUUGGAGGGUAUCGUUGCAAAUGUCUUCCAGGUUAUGAGGGUAACCCUUACCUUAGUCCGGGGUGCUCAGGUAUGUUAUCUUAAGUACUUUUUCUGUUUAGAGAAGAGA